This is a messenger RNA of Ooceraea biroi (clonal raider ant), 6305 nucleotides long. Its product is annotated as probable multidrug resistance-associated protein lethal(2)03659. The record is from RefSeq and is a predicted model, not a curated record. NCBI's taxonomy places the organism in Eukaryota, Metazoa, Arthropoda, Insecta, Hymenoptera, Formicidae. Gene Ontology annotation, molecular function: ATP hydrolysis activity; ABC-type transporter activity; ATP binding. Gene Ontology annotation, biological process: transmembrane transport. Gene Ontology annotation, cellular component: membrane.
CGUUAUCGCGACGACCUACAGUGAUCGAUCGAGCAGACACCAUCACGAGGCCACGAGCCUCGUCGAAAUUUCGCCAUGUGACGCUCGCGUCGUCGUGCUCCGAAAGCGCGGAGCACCGCAAAAAAAUUCCAUGUCGCGAAAUCACGUGUCUCAUCGGGGUUAACCAAUGACACUUGCCGCGCGCCGUCAGCCGUGCAGCAGUCGAGUAACGGUCCUUCGUCCGAGUGGACGUGCCUCGUCGUCGACGUGAUCGUCCUCAUCGUCAGUCCAGUCAGUCGUACAGGCACUGUCACACGUUCGUCACGUUGCUCCGGAUUCGACGUUAUGGGAUCCUGAUAGCAGACGCGUCCUCAACCUGCAAGCAAUUUUUUACGAGAGGAGGUGAUCCAGUGAUCCAUAGUGAUCCAGUGCCGUCGUCAUGGAUGGGAAAGUCUACACGAAGAAAGUGAAGAAUCCCAGAGAAGGCGCCAAUUUCCUCAGCGCCCUGACGUUCUCUUGGAUCCUACGCACUUUCUGGGUGGGUUACCGCAGAGAUCUUGAAGUAACUGAUUUGUACGCACCCCUUAAAGAGCAUACAAGUGGUAUUCUUGGUGUUAAAGUAUCGAAGGCCUGGGAGAAAGAAUGCGAGGCGUACAAUCGUCGGCUCGAGAAGAGCUCGAAGGGCGAGACCACCCGGAAGGAGAAAGAGCCCAGCCUGAUGAGAGUCCUCGUUAAGUGCUUCGGCCUCAAGGUCAUGCUGUACGGGAUCAUUUUGGCCAUUAUGGAAAUUUUACUCAGGGUGCUGCAGCCGAUUUUCCUGCGCCAGCUACUGCGUUACUACAAUUCUUGGGAGGUGAACGAAUUCGAAGCGUACAUGUACGCCACGGGUAUCAUCUUGUGCUCCGCCAUCAACAUCUUCGUCAUUCAUCCGUAUAUGAUGGCAAUCCUGCACAUGGGCAUGAAGAUCCGCGUGGCGUGCUGUUCGCUCAUCUAUCGGAAAGCGUUGCGGUUGACGAGGACCGCGCUUGGCGAGACAACGAUCGGCCAGGCGGUAAAUCUCUUAUCCAACGACGUCAACAGGUUCGACAUUAGCAUCAUAUUUCUGCACUAUCUAUGGAUCGGGCCUUUAGAGACUGUCAUCAUCACAUUCUUCAUGUACUACGUAUUUGAUAUCGGAUUGUCCGCCAUCUUCGGAGUCGCUUCCUUGCUGCUGUUCAUCCCGCUGCAAGGGUGGUUGGGCAAGAAGUCGUCGGAAUUGAGACUGAGGACCGCGAUCAGGACUGACGAGAGAGUGCGAUUGACAAACGAAAUUAUCAGCGGGAUUCAAGCUAUCAAGAUGUACACCUGGGAGGACCCGUUCAGCGCGCUCAUAGAAAAAGCGAGAAAGAAGGAAAUCAACGUUAUCAGAGGCACGUCGUACAUCAGAGGCGUCACCAUGUCGUUCAUUAUAUUUACCACGAGGAUGUCGCUAUUCAUCACGGUGCUCGCUUACGUGUUGUCCGGUUUUCAGAUAACGGCCGAGAAGGUGUUUAUGAUGACCGCUUAUUACAACAUUCUGCGUACGACGAUGACUGUCUUCUUUCCGCAAGGAAUAACGCAGGUCGCAGAGGCGUUAGUGUCCAUACGACGACUGCAAAAGUUUAUGCUGUACGACGAGCUGACAUCUCUCGAAGAUGUAGCGACAGAGAAAAAAGAGAAAAAGAAUCCGAAAGAGACAGAUGAUUCGAAAGAGGAUCAAGUCAAUCCGAAAGACAGUAGGGGGGAUACAAAGGAUAACUUGGUAAACUCAAACAAGAUCAAACAAGAGGUCGAUGCAGAGCAGUUAAAGUACAUCGAGCACUGCAUCGCUAUCGAGAACGCUAACGCCAAGUGGCUGGACUACGAGCGGGAAGAUACUCUGCAAAACAUUACGAUAAAAGUACGCCCGGGCGAACUCAUCGCCAUCGUCGGCCAGGUCGGUGCGGGCAAGACCAGCCUGCUGAAUGUCAUGUUGAGGGAGUUGCCUUUACAGGAAGGCUCCAUUCAGAUUAACGGCAAGGUCGCUUAUGCCAGUCAAGAGCCGUGGCUGUUUGCCGGAUCAGUGAGACAAAACAUUCUUUUCGGCCGGAAGAUGGAUCAGAUUCGAUACGAUCGCGUGGUCAAGGUGUGCCAAUUGAAGAGAGAUUUUGACCUGCUGCCUUACGGAGAUAAGACAAUCGUAGGCGAAAGGGGUAUCAGUCUUUCCGGUGGUCAGCGUGCGAGGAUAAACUUGGCGAGAGCCGUUUACGCCGAGGCCGACAUAUACCUCCUGGACGAUCCUCUGAGCGCAGUGGAUGCACACGUGGGCAAGCACAUGUUCGAGGAAUGCAUCGACAAGUAUCUACGUGGGAAAACCCGAAUUCUCGUGACACAUCAGUUGCAAUACCUGCGUAAUGUCGGCCGAAUUAUCGUCCUGAAAGACGGAGCCAUCCAGGCUGAAGGUACGUAUGAUGAAUUGGGUUCCAUGGGAGUAGACUUUGGUCGGCUGUUGGAGACUCAAGCGCAAAUGGAAGAGAAAACUUCCCGACCCCCCUCGGCUCCCCCGAGUCGAAGUAAUUCGCGUACGGCCAGUAUCACGUCACUCAGCUCUUUCAUGACGAAUGAUACUUCUAAACAGGAACCGGACGAGGUAGCGGAGAUGCGGUCGACGGGCAAUGUCUCCGGUAAAGUGUACAACGGUUACUUACGCGCUGGCGGGAACUGGUGUGUGAUAUUCAUCAUCGCCAUGCUUUGCAUAGUGACGCAACUGGCUGCCAGCGGUGGUGAUUUCUUCAUCGCAGAGUGGGUACGAAUAGAGGAAAAGUACGGCGUGAAUGAAACACUCAAGGCAAGUCGUCCUCUUACUCGCGCGGAAUGCAUCUAUAUCUUCAGCGGGCUAACGGUGCUGACGAUCGGAGUUACCCUGAUCCGCUCAUUCGCCUUCUUCUGGACGUGUAUGCGCGCUUCUAUACGGUUGCACGAUCGAAUGUUCCGUAGCAUCAGUCGCGCCACUAUGCGCUUCUUCAACACCAAUACGUCGGGACGCGUGCUCAAUCGCUUCUCCAAGGAUAUGGGCGCUGUGGACGAGGUAUUACCCACCGCGCUCAUCGAUUGUCUCCAGAUCGGUCUGUCGCUGCUCGGUAUCAUCGUGGUGGUUGCUAUUGCGAACGUAUGGCUGUUGAUUCCGACGGUGAUCAUCUGCAUAAUUUUCUAUUACUUGAGAGUCUUCUAUUUGGCCACCAGUCGCAGUGUCAAGCGUCUCGAGGGUGUCACUCGCUCGCCGGUGUUUGCUCAUCUGAGCGCGACCCUGCAAGGACUGCCGACGAUCCGCGCGUUCGGAGCGGGCGAAAUUCUGACAAAAGAGUUUGAUCGUCACCAGGACCUACACUCGUCUGCAUGGUUCAUCUUUAUCGCGUCAUCCCGCGCCUUCGGUUUCUGGCUCGAUGUUUUCUGCGUGGUGUACAUCAUGCUGGUCACACUGAGUUUUCUCGUACUAAACAAUUACGCCCGCGGCUCGAUGGACGGCGGAUACGUGGGUUUGGCGAUCACUCAAAGUAUCGGUCUCACGGGCAUGUUCCAGUGGGGUAUGCGACAGAGCGCCGAACUGGAAAAUCAAAUGACCUCGGUGGAGCGUAUCCUUGAAUACAGCAAAGUGGAGAGUGAGCCGCCGCUCGAGAGCACCCCCGAUAAGAAACCCAAGUCCGACUGGCCGCAGGAGGGUCGGAUCGAGUUCAAGGGUAUAUCGUUGCGCUACGCGCCACUGGAGCCACCGGUGCUCAAGAACCUGAAUUUUGUCAUUUAUCCGCGCGAAAAGAUUGGUAUCGUCGGUAGGACCGGCGCCGGCAAGUCGUCCCUGAUCCAGGCGCUCUUCCGCCUUGCCGACAUGGAGGGCCCGAUCGAGAUUGACGGCAUAAACACGAGUGAAAUUGGUCUGCACGAUCUACGCUCCAAGAUCAGUAUCAUUCCGCAGGAGCCGUUUCUGUUUUCCGGUACGCUGAGACGGAACCUCGAUCCCUUCGACUCGUACACGGAUCACGUACUCUGGCAAGCACUCGAGGAGGUCGAGCUGAAGGAGAUGGGCCUAGAGGCUCACAUCAACGAGGGUGGCUCCAAUCUGAGCGUCGGCCAACGGCAACUUGUCUGCCUGGCACGCGCCAUUGUUAGGAACAAUCCGAUACUCGUGUUGGACGAAGCAACGGCCAACGUGGACCCGCGAACGGAUGAGCUUAUCCAAUCGACAAUCAGGCUGAAAUUCGAAAAGUGCACGGUACUCACGAUUGCCCAUCGACUCAACACCGUCAUGGACAGCGAUCGCAUUCUGGUGAUGGAUGCCGGUACUGCGGUGGAAUUCGAUCAUCCUCACAUAUUACUGCAGAAAGAAUUGGGCUACCUGAAGAGCAUGGUGCUGGAGACUGGCAAAGCGAUGGCGGAAGCCCUCGCUGGUGUUGCUCGUGAGAGCUAUCAGAAUCGUGCGUCCACGACGCUCUGAUGCGUUCCUCGACAUUGAUCGCAAGUACUUAGUCGAUAUUGCCGUGUUCAAAAGAGAAGCGUUCGCAUAUUAGAGAAUUCUCGUGCAAAUAUGAGGCUUCAGGAUUUAAGGGCUCCAAGAGUUCUCUCCAAGAAAGCUAUAUUUGUGUGUGUGUGCGUGCGUGCGUGCGUGCGUGCGUGCGCGUGUAUGUGUGUGCGCGAACGUUUUGAAGGAUUUGCAGAUUUUAGGAUCGUGCUAUAUCGGAUAGCACUGAUUAAAGUUGAAAGUUUUCAGAAUGGUGGAAGAUUAACAAAUUGAUGGUGAUAUUUACUACAAACUGCACCAUCUCGUCCAGCUGGUCUUUCUUUUCGUAAACACGGAUUCUUUGGCACUUUGAUGUAACUAUGCCGCCAUUGCAGUGCCAGUAUGGCAAACCUUGAGUGUUUUAAAAUACUGAUAACGACUUCCAACAAUCAAAAGCAGCACAGUAAUUGGCGUCACAGUUACAGUAUUAUUAAGUCACUUUUAGGUCAGUCAGUUUCCAUUAAAAAGUAUAAAGAGCUUAACUUGUUGGUUCACCGACAUCUCUUAUCUCAUCAAGCCUUGUCAAGUCGCGAAAACUGCCAUAAAGCCUUUUUUUUAGGGAAAACGUUCCUUAGUUAUUUAUACUUUUAAAUAGUCGAAAAAUAUUGCCGAAAAAUAGAAAACAAAGAAGAUAGCUUGAUAUUUGUAUGAGAGGAAGGAUUCGAUCUCCGAAGAACGCUUAACCGGUUACUCGGUCAGUGAACUAGCGAGUUGAAGAGAGCUGCAUCUUCUGUAUUGCGUAACAUACGAAAAAGAGCCUCCGCCUUCUACAGCGAUAAAUACAUAUGCCGACGUAUAAGGCGACGGGUUUGCGAGUCUCCGAUAAUUCUCGCUUUCUCCAGGUCAGUCUGUGUGUACCCGGUAAGUGUGUAUGUACAAUUUUGUAAGAAUCUACAAUGUUCCUCGUAUUGUUACAUUGAUGCUGCAAGUACAAGAUGGAUCAAAAAGAAGAGAAGCCUCUGUCCAAGUCUAGAGAGCGAAACGUAACGUACUUAGAUACAAUGCAUGAUGUGUCGGUAUGCUAUUCUUUUUUACUAUUAUCUUUUCAUUAUUUUCUUACUAUUGUAUUGUUAUAGUAAAAUGUAUUAUUAUUUGAAUUGUCGUGGUAUAUUCGGUCCUCGUGUAAAUAAUGCAAAAUCAAAAAAUAGCGAAAUCAAAGUAUACUUGAUGCCUUUGCAGAUGAUCGUGUUUUAUACUUGCGACUUUUUCAUCGAGCCUAAAAUACGAAAUAACAAUGUAUUACAUCGUACAGCGGGUGUCUCCGACCGAUCGCUUUACAUUUCAAAGCUUUAAUCUUUGAUAAAUGAUGCAUUUGCAAAAAAAAAAACGUAUAUAUUUGUCAGUGCUUUAUCAAGGAAUUGAAAUACGGAUCCUUUAAAUGUUGCAUCGCGCGUGUACAUCGUUGCCGAUAUUACAUCAGAUCAUGAUUGAGAUGUGCGACACUCUAUAUAGUAUUAUGCAAACUUGCGACCUAUUUUUAAUCCUUUUCCUGUUCGUUGUUACUCUUAUUAUUAUACUUGGAGACGGCAGUGGCAGGAAAGGGGUUAAAAACGGAAUUGAGAUUGCGAGGAUCCUGAUAGCAGAUUCGAGGAUACGUCUUGUACAUUGAAAUGUGACGUGUACGUAUCGUAAUCGCCACUAUCAAUAUUUAUUAUAUACGUAGAUAAAAGUGUAUUGUACUUUUAGGUAGAAACCAACUACAAUAUACCUUACGUACACAAGUGCCUAUAUAAUGUAAUCAUUGUAAAUGAAAUAUAAAUACAAAGGAUUAUUUAUG